AUGGCAGAUCUUGCUAGCUUUGGGAGUCAUGAGCGUGAUGUUGAGCAAGCUGUCUUUAGAAGAUACUUGCGUCCUGAAAAGGAUUAUCUGUCAUUUUCACUUAUUUAUAAAAAGGGGGAACGAUCACUUGAUCUGAUUUGCAAGGACCAAGCUGAGGUAGAGGUAUGGUUUUCAAGCCUUAAGGCAUUAAUUUCCCGUGGAGAGCGUAUUAGGCGUGGAAAAAGUGAUUUAUCCAAUAGUAAUUGUUUUGACUCUCUCUUACAGGAAAGUGUUGACUUAAUUCCAAAUGAUCGUCCUAAUGCUGGAACACUAGAGUUUGCAUCAAGCAUUGCCCGUGGCAGGUUUUCUUUUGAAUCAGUAUCUCAUGAAUCUACAUCAUCUUGCUCUAGAUCAGAUACAAAUAUGCCAGUAAGGACAAGUUGUGGAGAUGGUUCUCGUGUUAGUGUAUCAAGUGUUAGCCACUCAAGUAGUGUAGGAUCAGGACUAGAUGACAUAGAAUCUCUAGGUGAUGUUUAUAUAUGGGGAGAGGUUUGGGUAGAUGGCAAUUCAUCUGAUGGAUUGGGGAGUCUAGCCUCUUGUAAGACCGAUGUGCUGACUCCUAAACCAUUGGAGUCUGAUGUUGUUCUUGAUGUCCAUCAGAUUGGGCCUGGUGAUCGUCACAUUGCUCUAGUUACAAGGCAGGGAGAGGUUUUUACUUGGGGAGAGGACUCUGGUGGAAGACUUGGUCAUGGAUUUGAAAAAGAUUUUGGUAGACCUCAUCUUGUGGAGUCCCUGGCAAUUACCAAUGUGACUUUUGUUGCAUGUGGCGAGUAUCAUUCAUGUGCUGUGUCAUCAUCUGGUGACCUAUUCACCUGGGGUGAUGGUACACAUGGUGCAGGACUUCUUGGUCAUGGCACUGAUGUUAGCUACUGGAUACCAAAAAGGGUUAGUGGUCCUUUAGAGGGACUUCAGGUUGUAUCUGUAGCAUGUGGAACAUGGCAUUCAGCAUUAGCAACCUCCAAUGGGAAGUUGUUUACCAUUGGUGAUGGAAGAUUUGGUGUAUUGGGCCAUGGAGACCGAGAUAGUGUGGCAUAUCCAAAGGAGGUACAAUUAUUGAGUGGACAUAAGGCUAUUAAGGUUGCAUGUGGAGUGUGGCACUCAGCAGCCAUUAUAGAGGUUAUGGGUCCUUCUGGUUCAAACACUUCAGCCAAGAGGCUCUUCACAUGGGGUGAUGGCGACCAAUAUCGUUUGGGUCAUGUUAACAAGGAAACUUACCUUGAACCAACUUGUGUAGCUGCAGUUGCUGAGUAUAAUUUUCACCAGGUUGCAUGUGGGUACACUAUGACUGUUGCACUCACUACAUCUGGUCAUGUUUUUACUAUGGGAGGCACAGCAUAUGGUCAACUAGGAAAUCCAAAUUCUGAUGGAAAAGUGCCAAUUCUAGUCCGAGGUAAGUUAGUAGGAGAGUUUGUGGAGGAAAUAUCAUGUGGGGCCAAUCAUGUUGCUGUGUUGACUUCAAGAAGUGAAUUAUAUACUUGGGGGAGAGGUGCCAAUGGAAGACUAGGACAUGGAGACACAGAUGAUCAGAAAUCUCCAACACUGGUGGAAGCCUUGAAAGACAGGCAUAUUAAGAACAUCUCAUGUGGUUCGACCUUUACAUCUUGCAUAUGCCUACAUAAAUGGGUUUCUGGAGUUGACCAAUCUGUUUGCUCUGAUUGUCGACAACCAUUUGGUUUUACCCGAAAAAGGCGUAAUUGCUAUCAUUGUGGAUUGGUGUAUUGCCAUCCUUGUAGUUCAAAAAAGGCUUCAAAAGCAGCACUGGCUCCAACACCUAGCAAACCACAUCGUGUGUGUGAUGCUUGUUAUGCUAAGCUAAAAGGUUCUGAUAGUGCUUCCAAUUUUAAUAGGGACAUUAGUCGUCCAUCUAGUUCCAUAUAUGGAAGGGAAAGUUUUCACCGGGGAGAGGUAAGGUCUUCAAGAGUUCUCUUGCCUCCUACCAUAGAACCGGUUAAAUACCUUGAGAUUAGGACUAAUAAGCCUGGAAGUACACAUGACUCCAUAGUCCGAGCUGCUCAAGUUCCUACGACUUUACAAUUGAAAGAUGUUUCAUUUCCAAUUUCAUUGAGUUCUGUGCAGAAUGUUUACAAACCCGUUAUACAGCCAAGUCAACCUCCAACUCCACCAACAUCAGCUACUCCAAUACCCAUGUCACCAUAUGCUAGAAGACCACCAAGCCCACCGCGUUCUACCUCCCCUGGAUUUUCAAGAAGCCUUAUUGAUAAUUUAAGGAAGAAAAAUGAUCAUUUGAAUCAAGAAGUUACAAAAUGGCAAAACAAAAAUCAAAAUUUGGAGCAGAAGAGUGACAUGCAAGAUAUGAAGAUUCAGGAGCUUCAGAAAAAUAUUGAAGAAGCCAUGUCACAAUUUGGAGAGGAAUCUUCUAAGCUUAGAGAAGCAAAGGAAUUUAUUAAGUCCUUGGCAGAUAAGUUGAGGGAAGUGACUGAGAAGUUGCCACCUGAGAUUCCUGACAAAGAGACCUUGAGAACCAUGCAUGCUCAAGCUGAAGAAUUUCUACAUGAAGAAAAAGAUUUUGAAUCUUCUUCCUCCCCACAGAGCCUUGAGUCUGAGCAACAAAGUGCACCUGAUGUACCUGCCUCAGAUAGUGACUCUUCAAAACUCCAACAGCAAAGAGUGGAAGGAAAUGAUGAUGCUUCUGGGGUUGUUCCAUCUAUAGAUGGAGAAAAUAUUCUUGAAGAAAGCAGCAACUCAUCUGUAUCUAGUCUAGUAGUGAUUCCACCAAGCUCAGGAAAUGGUUCAAAAUUGCAUGACUCUGGUAUACCUGUGAAAGAAGGAGAAAAAUCAGUCAUUGAACAAUUUGAGCAUGGUGUUUAUGGCACACUCGUAGUACUACCUAGUGGUUACAAAGUUUUCAAACGAAUUAGAUUCAGUAAACGAAGAUUCAACGAGCAGCAAGCAGAAGAAUGGUGGAACCAGAACAAAGAUAAGGUGCUUAGUAAAUACAGUCCACCAGCCGCAAAAAAUUCAAAAACUGGAUCAUCUAUUACCCCUCCACAUGCUGAAGAGAAUAGUGAGGCUUUACCUUCUUCCUAAACUUACUUCUCUGGUUUACCUAGACAUACCAUAGUCUGCUGGAAUGAUCUAGAGAAUAGAGGCAACAUCAAUCUAUCAAGUGUAAAGAAAUCUAUAUUAGGAAAAUUAGUGUAAAAAACUUGGCAAUAUCUACAACAGUCUGGAUAUGACCCGCAAUAGAGGAUAGAAUAUGUAGUAAGGUUUAGAGGUAGGCAUUAAAUUUACUUUUGAUUAACAUGCUUUGGAUCUCAUUCUUUCCUUUUGACUCUUCCUCUAUAAAUCCCUGUGUUCUUGGGUCUUCAGACACAGAGCUCUUGUUAUUGGUAUUGUACAUUGGUACAUGUGUAAUUUAAUUCCUCUAA
Molecule: messenger RNA, 3428 nt
Organism: Glycine soja
Lineage: Eukaryota; Viridiplantae; Streptophyta; Magnoliopsida; Fabales; Fabaceae
Product: PH, RCC1 and FYVE domains-containing protein 1-like
Exons: 7
Coding region: 1-3087 (1028 amino acids)
Molecular function (GO): metal ion binding
Source: RefSeq, a predicted model, not a curated record